Messenger RNA from Moneuplotes crassus, 1024 nucleotides. The record is from the annotation of a GenBank genome assembly. Lineage: Eukaryota; Ciliophora; Spirotrichea; Euplotida; Euplotidae.
UUAUUAUACAAUGAACAUAAAUUGGACAAGAACCUGAGAAGACCUACUAAGUCCAGAAAAAGGUGAUGCUCUGGAUCUUCUCCAGCUUGAACAAUCAUGCCAUGACCAAAAGACAGUAGAAGAUGAGAAGAGUGAUUCAGGUCAUGAUAAGUUCUCCUACUGAAAGCUUCGGCCUGAUUUUACUGGUCUUCUUCCUGAAGAGGUCUCCUUGUUUGAAAUGGAGGACCUUGCAUCUCAAGAUGUGAGUAAAAGCCUCCAAGCAGUCUCUGGUUCUAAAUCUGUUCUAAAGCUUGGAACUGAAAGAAGCAUCUGAACAAAAAUUAAUAACUCAGUUUCAGGAAGUAUUACAGUAGCAAAUUGAGUAACUAAGAAACAGAACGCUUCUUCAAGAUCCAAGAGAAGGAAGAAAUUGAGAAAGAGAGAGCCUAAUUACUCUAAAAUGGUAGACUCCAUUCUGGAAGAUAUUGAGAUAAGCUCUAACCUCAAUAAACCUCCUGAAAGAAGAGACGUUCUUCAUAAAAGAAUUCUUAGAGGAUUUAAAUAAAUAUAUUGCUAGUUUAUUUGAUUCUUGUAGAAUCAGGCCAUGCAGAAUGCGUACCAGGGAUGCCUCUUUUAAGGAGAUCUUGGUUACUCAAGCUCAUAAUAUAAACCUCAUAGAAGGUGAAGAUGCUUCUGAAAAUAAAGACUUGAAAGAGCUAGUAUGUUGGAUGGCGAUGAACAAAAAUACAUCAAAAGCAAAGUCAUUAUUUGAUCAAAAUAAUGAAUCAAUAACUCGUCUUGAGGAUCUGCUUGCCAAAUAUUCAAUUCAAAAGCUCAUGGAAGUUUGCCGGGAUAAGAAUAUAGCAAAAAUGUAUGACUUUUUCAUUAAAAAUGGAAUUAAGAAUUUUCUCGACAAAUGUCCAAAUCAUCUAAAGGACGUAUACAAGGACUACCUCAUGGGCAUCCACCAUAAAUUUAACUCUAUUUCCUAACAACCCUGCCCCAAAACGAUCUCCCACCCUUAAAAACCCACACUCCUCCCCUC